Molecule: messenger RNA, 1980 nt
Organism: Cladocopium goreaui
Lineage: Eukaryota; Dinophyceae; Suessiales; Symbiodiniaceae
Source: the annotation of a GenBank genome assembly
AUGGAAAUUUACAAGCAGUCUGUGGCAACUUGCCAAUUACGCGAGUUUCUGCCGGGUCUCCGUGAUAUUUUUUUGGGGUCUUUGUUUCAGGUGGAGGCGCGCGACUUUGUGGCGGCUGGAGCAGCGGCUGGUGUCAGCGCGGCCUUUGGAGCACCCAUUGGAGCAGUUCUGUUUGCUGUGGAGGAGGGUGCCUCCCACAUGACACCCAGGAUCCUGACGCAACUCUUUGUCUCCAGUUCAGUGGCAACUUUGGUCACAAGGCUGACCCUCGGACCAAUCAUCAGCAACCAUCCUUGGACUUUGUUGGGCACUGGGGUGCCAGUCAGCUUUGGCAGAUUCACUGAGGUUUCGUAUAACAUUGUGGAGAUGUUUAUAUUUGCCCUCAUUGGCAUCCUUUGUGGUUUGCUCGGCGCUCUCUUCAACCACAUGAAUGGACUGCUCAGUAGGUGGCGUAAACGUCGCAUCGGCCCAACUGGCUGCAAGCGCUUUCUGGAGGUCCUUUGCGUGACAUUCAUCAUUGCCUCCUUAAAGUUCUGGGUGCCUGCGGUGUUCCUGGCCAUCAAAGGUCAAGGCUGGCAACCGAUGAUCUUCGACGAGCUGUCUGAAACGCAGCAGCUGUGGCUUGAGGGAGGGCAAAAAUCCAUCAGGGAUCUAUUUCACAACGAUGUAGACAAAGCAUUUGACGAAUAUGGCCUCCUGAUCCUCUUUGCCCUGUUCAAUCUAAUGACCACAUGCUGGACGUUUGGGCUGGGAGUUCCUGCAGGGCUAUUUGUGCCUUCAUUGCUGAGUGGAGCUGUCAUUGGCCGCUUUGUGGGAGAAGUACUUCAUCUCCUCCACUCCCAGACCACCACCUCGACAACCACCGUCGCCAUGGCCACCGGUACUGCGACACUUGCCGUGGGUGGACCUGCUCAUCCUGGAAUCUAUGCCUUGGUAGGAGCAUGUGCUAUGCUGGCCGGAGUUGGGAGGAUAACAAUUUCUUUGGCGAUGAUUUUGACAGAAGCAACUGGCACAGGCAUUUUUGGACUUCCCAUCUUCAUGGUCGUGGUGAUUGCAACCUGGGUAGGCGACGUGUUUACUCGUGGGAUCUACGAUCUUCACAUCAUCGAGCUCAAACAGAUCCCGCUCCUGGAGCAGUCUCCUGCGGACGUCAUGGUUCGCUACGCAGUGAAGGACAUCAUGGCCAGUGAGGUGGUGUGCCUGCAAGCAGUUGAGAAGGUCCAACGGAUUGUGGAUAUUUUGGGCUCAUGCCACCACAAUGGCUUUCCUGUGCUGGAGAAUGGCACCAAGAAGAUGGAGGGGUUGAUCGAGCGUGGCUUCUUGCAUUUGCUGUUGGCCAGAGGCCACUACUACGGGAUGUUCCAGGAUGAUCCCGAUGCUCCCCUUGGUUCUUUGGUGCCUUUCGAGGCCAUUGCCUGGCCGAACAUCCACUCCUAUCCAGACCUGAAGACGCUUCGGAAGAAGUUGAGUGCUCCAGACAGGCAAAAAUAUAUGGACUUGCGCCCGUAUGCGAGCUGCAAUGGCUACAGCAUUUUGCCACAGGCUUCAAUGGCAAGCGCUUUCAUGCUGUUUCGGCAAAUGGGCCUACGACAUUUGCCUGUGGUGGACUCUGAUGGUGACCUCUGUGGAAUCAUAACACGAAAGGACUUGAUCCUUAUGGAGGAAGAUGAGCACGGUGAGAUGGUUCAGAGGUCACAGCCGAAGCUUUCCCCGGACACCGGCUGGUCAUUACGGAAGUCCGAGAUGUACUACGAUGGAUCGGCCUCGGAGUUGGUGCUAGACAGUGCUGCUGCGAGCGCGCUGGAUAGUGAGGAUACCGAGUUGUCUGAGGAGAUGGUGUGGGAUUGGAAGACUGAGCUGAGCAUGCCGGCAGUCGUGGUGGAGCCAAACGAUGGUGCCCCGCAAAGCUCAGAUUCAGACGCCACUGACAAAGACUUCGAAGUGCAAAGUCACGGCGGCAUGGGUGGGAUGGGAGCUUGA